Chaetomium fimeti is the source of this 1779-nucleotide messenger RNA. RefSeq lists its product as uncharacterized. The record is from RefSeq and is a predicted model, not a curated record. Bases 232 to 1521 code for a protein of 429 amino acids. NCBI's taxonomy places the organism in Eukaryota, Fungi, Ascomycota, Sordariomycetes, Sordariales, Chaetomiaceae. The transcript has 2 exons.
GUAAGGAACUUGAAAUUUAGUCCCCUCUUAUCCACUGCCCUCUACGAGGGUAAGUUGGACUCGGCUCGGCUCCUACUCAGAGCUGGCGCCGACUUGUACACUGACACGGACAACCUGCCCGGCUCCUUUCUCUCUGACAGCAGCGAAAAGAAGUUCAGAGCUGGAGUCGACUUCCUCAGAGGGGAAGACUAUUGGGCUUGGACCGAUGAGGCAACGGCUAACGAUAAGAGAAUGACUUCCCGAUCCGCGCGGUAUAAUGUAUUGACAUCAGCAAGCGCGGUGGGAAGUCUGGAAUACGUUAUGAUUGCCAUCGACGUUCUCGGUUUUUCGCAAUCACGGUUCCCUCCAGCUCUCACUGACGCCGCCACAAACGGGAGACUUGAAGUUGUGUCAAUGCUCCACAAACUCGGGGGCGAAACGAACCCAGACGUCCAAACAAGAGCCGCUCGCGCCUUAGAUCCUCUCAUUAUUUGUGCAGCAAGGGUGACGGAAAGAGCUACAAUUCACUACCUACUCUUCAAAGGGGCAACCUUAAUCCGUCAUGAAGAAGCCGACUUUUUGUGGCGCUCCCUGUGGUUAGGCAUGGACAGGCGCUUGCUAGGAGAUGAAUGGAUCUUCCAAGAAAUAGAAGGCAUCCUUUGGCACGUCCUUCUACAUACCGAGGAAGUUGAAACGACCAACCCCUACCUUCCUCGCCGAUGUCCCCGCUCGCCGUUAGAUUGGAUAACGCAUGGCAAUGUCGCCCAACUUUGGAGUUUUACUGAUCGUUCUUUCCUGGUGCACGGUGGCGGAGUCGACGCAUGGAAUUCGGACCCGAGUCCGUUACCGCGGUGGAUAGCGUGGUCUGCAGAGGAGAUGAACGCAUGCCUAGACGACCCCGAGAAAACGUUGGCGCCUUUUAUGACCUGGUCCGCGACGGGUGUGGUUAGCAAAUACGUAAAAGCGGUUGACGGAAAUGCGAAGGCGACUCAGUCCAGCCCUGAUGAAGAAGAAUUACCAGAUGUCCUUUGUCGUCGGGGGCUCCUCCUUAACAGAGCCGCGUGGUCAAAUCGCUUUCCGGGAGCCCUGUUGACGGAACGACGAUUGUCUGCAGAAGAAAUGGAAUCCCCGUUCUUACCACAUACUCUACGAGUCGUCGCCGAUGGCCGCGACGGAAUACCCUUCGAGAACACGAGCAUGUUCCGCCAGACGAUCGCCACCGAUGAGGGGAGACGUCACAUGUCCACGUUUCCCCUAGUCCGAGCCCUCUGCAACGCUUUCCAGCUUGCUGGCUAUCGAGCGGAGAUGGAUGAUGAUGGGGACAUCUGGUUCGACGUGGACGACGGUGAUCCUUACUAUGAUGCCAGAGAGUAUCAACCGGGGCCGGGUGAGGACGACGGGGCCGUGGCAAACUGCCCAAUUUGCCAGGACCCGGAGAAGCAUGGGCUGGGGUAUAUCCUUCGCCGGGCCGAAGCAGGGGAGAAGUAUGUCGACGAGUUUAGGGCGAGAAGGAGGGAAAAGGGAGAGGCUGGCCGUUUGUAGGCUUAGUGUGUUGGUAGUUCAAUUGGAGUGAUGGUGGCCCCGACAACCAAGACACCGACAUAUGCGGAUGCGGUUGAUCUAGUUCAGGAGGGGAAACGCACACGACGGGGUCCCGAGUCGGCAGCCCGGCAACCCGACAUCGACGCCACGCUAACGGAGCAGCACCACGAAUGCCCCACUGGGCGACGUGACUGACGGAACGUGGUCAACACGCAUGAAGUUACAGGCCUCUCUUGUUGGACCCCCUCAAGAGAAUAC